Messenger RNA from Magnolia sinica, 3083 nucleotides. Its product is annotated as putative chloride channel-like protein CLC-g. Gene Ontology annotation, biological process: transmembrane transport; chloride transport. The record is from RefSeq and is a predicted model, not a curated record. The coding region runs from base 203 to 2617 and encodes 804 amino acids. Gene Ontology annotation, cellular component: intracellular membrane-bounded organelle; plant-type vacuole membrane. The transcript is spliced from 7 exons. Gene Ontology annotation, molecular function: voltage-gated chloride channel activity. NCBI's taxonomy places the organism in Eukaryota, Viridiplantae, Streptophyta, Magnoliopsida, Magnoliales, Magnoliaceae.
GUCGCUCCUCUUUUUCUUUGUAUUAAACGCUGUCAACACGCAUUCCAUCUCUCAACUCUCUCAAGGCAAAAAAAAAUAAUAAUAAUAAAUAUAAUCUUGCAAUUGCCAGAAGAAAUGUCAGUCCUGAGCUCCCUUCUAACAACACACCUUUACAAGUAGCUCUUACGAUUCCGCAUCUGAAGAAAAAGAAGAAACACUAGCAAUGGUGGAAGAAGAAUCUCGUCCGCUCCUCAGUGAGCCUAUCCUAGAUCAUCACCACCACCACCUUCAUCAUCAUCAGCAGCAGCAGCAAUACCAGCAACACCAGCAGAAUCUCCUAACCCUCCGUCGAUCUACUUCCAAUACCACGUCUCAGGUCGCUCUUGUCGGCGCAGACGUUUGCCCCAUCGAGAGCUUGGAUUACGAGAUAUUGGAGAAUGAAUUCUUCAAGCAAGACUGGCGCACCCGCAACCGGUCUCAGAUAUUCCAGUACAUUUUAAUGAAAUGGACCCUCUGUUUCCUUCUUGGCAUUUUCGCCGGCCUUGUCGGUUUCUUCAACAAUAUCUCCAUUGAGAACGUUGCCGGUAUCAAGUUCGUGGUGACUUCAAACAUGAUGUUGGCAAAUAAGUAUGGACAGGCUUUUGCAGUUUUUGCUGUCUCAAAUUUCAUCCUCACUCUAUUCUCUACAGUCAUCACUGCAUACAUUGCUCCUGCCGCUGCUGGGUCUGGUAUACCAGAAGUCAAGGCAUAUCUGAAUGGUGUGGAUGCUCCGGAAAUCUUUGCACCACGGACUCUGAUCGUAAAAAUUCUUGGUAGCAUUUGUGCUGUAUCGGCGUCUCUGCAUGUUGGAAAGGCAGGGCCUUUGGUACAUAUUGGUGCAUGCAUUGCAGCACUGCUCGGCCAGGGUGGGUCCAAAAAAUAUGGCUUGACAUGCAGAUGGCUACGGUAUUUCAAAAAUGACAGAGACAGGCGUGAUCUUGUAACCUGUGGAUCAGCUGCUGGAAUAGCCACUGCUUUCCGUGCACCUGUUGGUGGUGUACUAUUUGCUCUUGAAGAAGUGUCAUCAUGGUGGAGAAGUGCGCUUCUUUGGAGAGCAUUCUUCACAACCGCUAUUGUUGCUGUUGUGCUUCGGGCAUUGAUUGACACCUGUAACAGUGACAAGUGCGGCUUAUUUGGAAAAGGGGGGCUGAUAAUGUUCGAUGUGACCGCAGCAAAUAUCAGUUAUCACCUCACCGACUUACCUCCGGUGAUUGUUCUAGGAAUUAUUGGAGGAAUACUGGGGAGUAUCUAUAACUUUCUUCUGGAGAGGGUUAUUCGGAUUUACAAUUUCAUCAAUGAGAAAGGCACUGCCUAUAAAUUGCUUCUUGCUUGCUCAGUUUCAAUAUUCACUUCCUGUUGCCUGUUUGGGUUGCCAUGGCUUGCACCUUGUAGACCUUGCCCUGCUGAAUCACCAGAAGCCUGCCCAACAAUCGGCAGGUCUGGUAAUUUCAAGAAGUUCCAAUGCCUGCCUGGUCACUACAAUGAUCUUGCCAGCCUAUUUUUCAACACAAACGAUGAUGCCAUUAGGAACCUUUACAGUUCUGGCACGAACAAUGAGUUCCAAUACUUAUCCAUCCUCUUGUUUUUCAUUUCCUCUUUUUUCCUUGGUAUCUUGAGUUACGGCAUUGUGGUGCCUUCUGGUCUUUUUGUGCCGGUUAUCUUGACGGGUGCAACUUAUGGACGCUUUGUGGGGAUGCUGAUGGGUUCACAUUCAAAUCUCGAUCAUGGCCUCUUCGCAGUGCUUGGGUCUGCCUCCUUUCUUGGCGGAUCAAUGAGAAAUACUGUGUCCUUGUGCAUUAUUCUCCUGGAACUGACUAACAAUCUGUUGCUGCUGCCUUUGGUCAUGCUGGUUUUGCUCAUUUCCAAAACUGUGGCCGACAUCUUUAACGGCAAUAUCUAUGAUGUGCUUGUGAAGCUGAAGGGAUUUCCUUAUCUAGAAACUCAUGCAGAGCCAUACAUGAGGCAACUGAUGGUCAGCGAUGUUAUCACGGGCCCGUUGCAGUUCUUUAAUGGCAUUGAGAAGGUUGGCAAUAUAGUCCAUGUCCUCAAAGCUACAAGGCAUCAUGGGUUCCCUGUGAUCGAUGAGCCCCCAUUUUCGGAUUCACCUGUGUUGUUUGGCCUUGUCCUCCGGGCCCAUCUUCUAGUACUAUUGAAGAAGAAAGAUUUCUUGCAUGCUCGCAUGCUCGCCAGCAUUGAUGCCUCGAGGCAAUUCUCAGCUGAGGAUUUCGCGAAACGUGGUUCGGGCAGGCAUGACCAGAUAGAAGAUAUAGAACUGACUGCUGAAGAGAUGGAAAUGUUCAUUGAUUUGCAUCCAUUUACAAACACGUCACCUUAUACUGUUGUGGAGACGAUGUCACUAGCGAAAGCACUUAUACUUUUCCGAGAAGUUGGUCUGAGGCACUUGUUGGUGGUUCCCAAGUCUUCUGGUAGAGCACCUGUUGUGGGCAUAUUGACGAGGCAUGACUUCAUGCCGCAGCAUAUAUUGGGAUUGCAUCCAUUCUUGCAGAGGAGCAGGUGGAAGCGACUGCGGUUCCGGCACAUCAAUCUGCUCAAAUUAUUUAGGAAAUCUCAACAGAGCCUUGUCGGACCCAACCCUUGAUUCGUAAAAACAAUUCUUAUGUAAGUUUGAAAUUCUUUUAUCUUCAUAUAAACUCUUUUUUUAAAAGGUUUUUCUUUCCAUAAAUUCUUUCUUUUCCAUUUAUUUUUCAUAAUAUUUGCUUAUGAAAAGGAUCGGCUCCCAGAUCUCCUGUUUCUCUCUUUGCCACCAGCGAGAUAGUCAACACAGCACUUUUAUGAAAGCAGCUCUUCUUCCCUUCCCACAGUGAGGAAUAAUUACAGAAUCCUCAAUUGAAGGAUGCAUAAUAUAUGCUCAGGUUUUCAAUUUGUACAGUCCCAUGGUACGGUUAUCCAGAUCGUUGGUAUGAUUGGACUCGUGUGGAUGGACCACUCCCCAAAAAUGUCUGCCCAUCAGAGUUGCAUGUUAGGUUCGCAUGAGCCACCAUGUGGUUGAUUGUUGACUUGGUCCUUCACUAAAUGGAUGGGCUAUAAGCCUAAACUUACGAUGA